Onychostoma macrolepis is the source of this 2810-nucleotide messenger RNA. It is a transcript of the gene meis1a, whose product is annotated as Meis homeobox 1 a. Gene Ontology annotation, molecular function: DNA-binding transcription activator activity, RNA polymerase II-specific; RNA polymerase II cis-regulatory region sequence-specific DNA binding. Gene Ontology annotation, biological process: brain development; angiogenesis; positive regulation of cell population proliferation. The transcript has 13 exons. NCBI's taxonomy places the organism in Eukaryota, Metazoa, Chordata, Actinopteri, Cypriniformes, Cyprinidae. The coding region runs from base 848 to 1978 and encodes 376 amino acids. The record is from RefSeq and is a predicted model, not a curated record.
GCUCUGACUUAAAUUAGAAGAUGCAUUUAGUAAAUCAAACAGUGUUUCAUUUAUGUAUUUUUCACACUUUUAGAAAUUUACAUAGUAAAAAUGCUGGAUAUUUCAGCUUCCUUCUAAUUGUUUAAACUUUUAGUAGAUGUAAUCAUGUGCCAUUAUUAGGAUUUAUCUUAAUUUCAUGUAGUAAUGAGACACGAAAUGGUUUCUAACUGGUUUACAGUGGCCACUGGUAAAUCUAAGCUGGGCAUCUGUUACCUUGUAUUCUCAGACUGUUGGUUGGCUUAGGUCCAAGUAUGAAAAAAAUCUUGUCUGGUAUGAAAUUUGGUUUCUAAAGGGCUAUACGGGAUUUUUUCCAAUGGCCCGCAUGCUCGGAAUACAUUUGUGCGCUCUUUACGCACGGGUUCGCUUUGCUCUUCCUUUACGUCUCCUUUAAGAAGUCCAAAUGCCCUCUCCUCCUCCUCCUCCUCCUCUCCACGCUCCUCACAUCUCAUAGAGGUGUUAUUGCAUUAAGAAUAAACCAGCCAAGCGAUCAAAGACCCGAAUGGAGUUUGCUUUUUCACCCUUUGGCUACAAAUCUUCGAUUGGAAAUAGAAAAACAGAGCAGACAUCCGAAGCGCACUUUGGUUAUUUCGGAGCGUCGAGAACUGGAUUUCUAACUUACUGAUAGCCAGCUUUGCGUUUGUUGGGAAAGCUGACCAGGAGUAUUUGGGUGGAUUACGAUGUUAUUGUUCAUCAGGGGCACUUGAGCUGGGUGUUUAGGAGAGUUUUGAAUGCGGUGUGGGACUCGCCGGGCUCGCUGCACUGAUAUCCGGACGCGUUGAGAAAAGGGAGUCGGUGACACGGAGUCCUCAUGGCGCAACGGUACGAGGAUCUGGUCCAUUACGGAAUGGAUGCGGUCGGGAUCCCGUCUCCGAUGUACGGUGAUCCUCACGCGGCCAGAGCGAUGCAGGCGGUGCAUUUGAGUCACGGCCCGCCGCUUCACCAGUUCCCCGCGGCUCCCGGCGUCCCGUCGCCCGUUAACGACGCACUAAAACGGGAUAAAGACGCCAUUUACGGGCAUCCUCUCUUCCCUCUGCUUGCACUAGUUUUCGAAAAAUGUGAACUGGCGACUUGUACGCCGAGAGAGAGCGGAGUGACCGGCGACGUCUGCUCGUCUGAGUCCUUUGACGAAGAUAUUACAGUAUUUUCAAAACAGAUAAGGGCGGAAAAACCUUUCUUCUCGUCGAAUCCAGACUUGGAUAAUUUGAUGAUUCAAGCCAUACAAGUGUUACGAUUUCAUCUCCUCGAAUUAGAGAAGGUACACGAGCUGUGUGAUAAUUUCUGUCACCGCUACAUCAGCUGUCUGAAGGGAAAGAUGCCCACUGAUCUGAUGGUGGAUGAUAAAGAGGGGGGAUCCAGAUCUGACGGCGAAGAAUUUACACGCACUCCAGGCGGGACAGACCAGGCGUUCUGGAGGGAAGACGACGCCGCAUCUGUUCAUUCUUCUGGAGCUCCUGCGGCUUGCGGCAGACGGCCCGGCUCACACAAUGGAGACAACAGCAGCGAGCACGGUGACUUUCUGGAUCAGAGUGUUGCGUCUCCGAGCACAGGAGAGGAGGAAGACCCUGAUAAAGAGAGGAAGAACAACAAGAAAAGAGGCAUUUUUCCCAAAGUGGCAACCAACAUCAUGAGAGCAUGGCUAUUCCAGCACCUCACGCACCCGUACCCCUCUGAAGAACAGAAGAGGCAGCUGUCCCAGGACACUGGACUGACCAUCCUGCAGGUCAACAACUGGUUUAUCAACGCCAGGAGAAGAAUCGUCCAACCGAUGAUCGACCAGUCCAACCGUGCAGGUCACAGUGGCCCAUACACUCCUGAUGGUCAGCCAAUGGGAGGUUUUGUAAUGGACGGACAGUCGCACAUGGGCAUCAGACCACCAGCGGCUCUGGGUGGUCUUGGGGGAGUGAAUAUGGGGCUGGAGAGUCAGUGGCACUACAUGUAAACAAACCCCUGGCAUCCUGCUGAACACAGCAGAGCAGAGAGUCAGGCUUUUUGGCGAGAGGAUCGAUCCUUUGCUCACGACUGGAUUGGAUUGGAUUUUGACUUGCACCACCAUGAACGGCCUUUAUUCAACGGUACAAAAACCCCUAUAGCUUCGCUCUCCAAACCAGGUGGCACAGACGCAUUCAAGAUGGCCGCCGGGACUCACGUUCCCUGUGAUGGGCAGAUCAACCGUAUCAGGACAGAGAGAAAACAAUACAGAAUAAAGCAAUGCCUCAACACCUGGACGGAGCCGCUCUGGGCUGGGAGAUUCCUUCACGUGACCUUUCACCUGGAACCAGGUGAAUCUUCAAGUGGCCUGGAACGUCAAAACAGAGUCUCGUCUUUCAACUCAAGUGCCACCUCAAACGAAGAGUCAUUAUUCUGCAGACAAAAGCCCGGGAGUAUUUUCGCAGCGACAGACGUCACGUCUAUUACAGGAGUUCAUGAUCUAAUUUGUGCAGAGCAAUUCAAUACAAAUCCUGUAAAUGUAUAUAAUGCUGCUGGAUGUGUCAAACGUGACACAGAAAAGGUUCAUAAACGCUGGUGUUGCCUGACGAAUGCAACUAAAGGUUUCUCACACAUCAUUUACUGCAGUAGAAAUGCGCUCAGAUGCAUUGGGAUGGUCAAUGGUUUUGAAAGGUACUAAUGAUUGUUCUGGAUUUGACUGACGUGAGCUGAGCUGUAUAUUCACACUAUGUGUGUGUGUGUGUGUGUGUGUGUGUGUGUGUUUGGUUUUCAGUGAGUGUGGGUUUAUUCACAUAAAAAUUCAUACCUCAACACGUGUUAUAUCA